GUGGAAUCCGGGUUCGAGCAGAGUACGACAGGAGGGGACAAGGAAUCGCAACGCAGUCUCCUGCUGCCUGUCGCCGCCGUUUGCUGCCUGGUUUUGCUCGUCCUAGGAAUAGUAAGCGCCGUGAGCCUCUUUGGAAGUUCCGAGGCGGUCGAUCCGGAAGCGGGCGGCGGCGGUGGCGAUGGCAAAGCGGACUCGGGAGAUGCUAAGUACUCCAAGUCUUCCCAACCGGGGCCACAGACUGCAAGAACGUCGAAAACGCCACCUACAGGGAAAGCAGCAACGACACCGACGAUGAAGCCUACGACGCUGAAAACUACAGAGGCUAAGACUGCGCCCAGCGCCACCAGGACGCCCAAAAAGCCCCCAACGACAACCAAAAAGCCCCCAACGACAACCAAAAAGCCCCCAACGACAACCAAAAAGCCCCCAACGACGCCAAAGGUUACCACGACGACAACAAGAAUGCUUCCGGAACUCCUGUGCACGGUGGGAGACCUGGCCGUGCUGCCGGCCAUGUACCCGUACGACGGUAUGUGCGACUACAUCUUCUACACGAACGUCUACAUCUACAACGGUCAACUGACAUCCACAAGAGUGCUACGUAGCUUCGAGCUGUUCAAGGCGAAGACAAAGAAGUAUUCACAAACCAAGGGAGGCGUUUCGUUUGACAUCAGAUACAUCGAAUCGAGUACCCUCGCGGCGAGGCGACAGGCGCUCACCGGACUUAGCGCUUACAGGAUUCACCACUACGGCUUCCUCACCAUGAUCGCCCCGACGCCGACUCUCGAGCAUUGGCUGAGAAAGGCGAAGGACAUCUUUGGGCAAUUUAAGUCGAUCCAAGGUAACGACAGUUCGAAAAAAACAGUUCUGGCUCUGGGCACCUGGGGUUCCGGCAUAAGAUCUGUCUGGCAGAGCUUCAAAAAGCUUGUCGAAAGAGCCACCGAAGCAUCCUUCAAGGCGGACAUCGUGAUCAUGAUCUCGUCUACUAACUUGCUGUACAACACAAGCUCGUGCUCAGCCGUCCCCCCGAACGUCAUCACCUCCAGGAACCCCAUGUAUCCAUCCCUGGAAACGUACUCAGAACUAGUCAAGGCGUCGUACCCGUACAGCAACAAGCUCAUCGAAGUCGGCCUCUCGAUGGAAUUCGCAGCCAACGUGUACAAACUCAAGAGAGAGCCGAAAACAAUUGACGACGUCAAUCUGUACGAACCCUGCAUUUGGCAUUCGAUCGGAUCGAUCACAGUGGCCUGCAGGAAACGGUCGAGCUACAAAAUAGUGUUCGAACCUGAAACGGUGCUCACUAUGCAAGAUGGCGCCAAGGACGUCGUCUACAUGCACGACAGCCAAAGAACCUUCAAUGUCAAAGUGAAGUACAUAAUGCGUCUUCAAAGAUGGCCUCACUUUGCGUGGCUUGUCUACAACGUACACAUGGCCGACAUAACAAAUAGGUGCAACUACAGAGGCCCGUUCUACCUGCUUGGAGAUAUGAAGAACGCUUUCAGAGGUUGAACGGGUGGAUCAACGGAGCGGUAAUAAACGCUAUCUUUCUUAAACAACUA
This is a messenger RNA of Dermacentor albipictus, 1559 nucleotides long. RefSeq lists its product as uncharacterized. NCBI's taxonomy places the organism in Eukaryota, Metazoa, Arthropoda, Arachnida, Ixodida, Ixodidae. The record is from RefSeq and is a predicted model, not a curated record.